AUGAAUUUUAACCCAAAUGAACCUAUUCCAAACAUAAGCUAUUAUGAGCAAAGGUUUAGAGAAAUCGUGUAUAACUAUUUUCCUUAUCUGCUCGGACUUCAUGCAGAAAUGGAAUUGCUGCCAUAUUCUUUUGCUGAUUCAAUUAAAGAAGAUGUUCGAGAUAAAGUAGCAUAUAAGACAGAAAUAAGGAAGAGACAUGAAUAUUUCUUAUACUCCCAUAUAUCACGUUCUUACGAUGAUGUACCUCAUGUAUUUUGCACAGAGACUUUGUGGAAAGCUAAACAGUUUGAAUUCAGAGCUGCAUCACAUAGAGAUUUUGGAUAUUGUGACAUAUUCAAAGAUGCUAUGAUUCAUGGUUUCAUUCCAGAACAUAAAGGGAAGAUGCCAGAUACAGAACUUUCAGAGAUAGAAAAAUUUGUUAACAACGCGAAACCAGAAGAUUUCCUAAUAUACAAUCCAGAAACAGAAGAAAUGGUUUCAUACAGUUGGUGGAACGAACACCGAUUAAACGUUGCAAUCAGAGACCGAUAUGUUCCACAUUGGGGAACACAUUACAUCGGAUAUGGACCAGCAGUAAGUCAUUGGGAUUCUAAAGAGAAAAAAUAUCAAUGGUUUAUCGAUAUUUUAAAUGGCAUGGAAUAA
Trichomonas vaginalis G3 is the source of this 642-nucleotide messenger RNA. RefSeq lists its product as uncharacterized. The transcript has a single exon. The coding region runs from base 1 to 642 and encodes 213 amino acids. The record is from RefSeq and is a predicted model, not a curated record. NCBI's taxonomy places the organism in Eukaryota, Parabasalia, Trichomonadida, Trichomonadidae.